AUGAAAAUUAUAUAAAUUAAUUAUUUUGAAAAUAUGCUGAUAUUUUUUUCACUAUUUUCCCUUUCAUUUGGAUACUUUAUCUACAAACCAUUCACAACUGUAUAGGUAAAUAAUGGGUUUUAAUUAUUAGUCUGGGCCUUGCGAUACGUAAUCUAAUAUUUUGUAAAUACCAAACAGCCUUCUGGGUCCAGCCUAUUCAUCAUUUACAGUUGCAGGUUGGUUCAAAAAAGAUUCAUCAACAAGCACCUCUAAAAACCUCCUUUUCUUAAUUGGGCCAGAUACCAAUAAUUAUGCGUACAUUAAGUGAAUUAUAAAAUAGGAAUUUUCAUCUGGCAGCCACUCUAAAUGAAUAGUUUAAAGUUCAGAGUUGUUAUACGACGAAGGAUUGCAUGACAUUAGAAACUUCUGAGUUAAUGAUAACUGAUGUUGAUAACAGAUGGAUCUAUGUUUUGGUUUCAAUAAAUUUAACUAAAAAACUAUUAUAUUACAAAUUAGUAACACAUUCAGAUACACUACCCAGAAUUUACAUAUAUUCUUCAGCCUUGGAACUUAAAACAAUUUCAACUUUUACUGAUUCAACAGGAAUAGUCAUUAAAAAUAAAGUAGUAAGUCUCUUCAACUUCAAUGGAUUUUGUGGUAAAUAUAAAGAAUUUACUUAUUACGGCAAUCUUUAUACAGAAACAACUAGAUAAGCAUAUAAUUUUGAUGUAGAAUACAUCACUUAUUGGAUGACAUUACUUCCAUCAACUACAUCGGCAUUAAACUCUUUAUCAUCAAGUUAAGAUGUUGGAGAUUUAAAGAAUGGUGUAACAUUUGAUACCAAAUGGGGUUGGUAAUUCUAAAAAGGUCAAUAUGCUCAAUUUAAUAAUUUGAGAAGUAGUUUUGGGGACAAGUUUAUGAUAUCAGUGAAUGUUUACAUCAUGAAUACAAAUAGUGAAAUGAACUUUAUAUACAGAGUUGACCAGAAUUCGAAUCCAUUAGUUUAGAUAAGAUUUAUUUCUUCUUCGUCAACCUUCAAUGUUUAAGUAUAGGUUGGAGGAGUAGUUGGAGAAUCUCAUGGUUAAUUGUCCGCUCCUCUGAACCAAUGGAUUCCAAUAUUGAUUUCUGUUUAUAACAAUUUAAAUUUUUAUCCAGAUAACGCUAAUCCAGGUAUGGCAUUAUUUGACAUUACAACACCUACAUUUUAGGAAUACGGGAAAAAAUCAUUUAAAGUUUAUAGUGAUUCUUUAUCAGAUCAAUAUUUUAUUGGAGAUUAUCCAACAACGACUGUUUGGAACAAUGAUGCUUCUAAAUAUUUCAAAUACGCUAAUAUUAGAAUAUUCAAAGGGUAUAACUAUCAAUUUUACAGUUCUCCAGGCACGAAAUCAUGCGUCAUAGAGGUUGGGGAGUUAUACCCUAUAUGCAUAGCUUGCAAAGGAACUCCAGAUCCAUAUAACAUGUGCAAAGAGGCAGGAACAUAAAAUAAUCCUUCUACUUUAAUUUCUUCUGAUUUACUCUAAUGUCCUUAAGGGCAAUAUUUCUCCUCGCCAUCUUGUUUAGUCAUCAAUGUUGAUAAUUGUUUAAGAGGUUCUAAUGUUAACACUUGUACGUAAUGUGUUGUGGGUUCAACAUUAAGUAGUAACAAAUGUUCUGCCCUAACAAUUGCAACUCAUUGUUUGACAGGAACAUAUGAAUGCAUUAGUAAAUAUAGUGGAGAUUUCAGUACUAUAAAUACAUCUUCUUCUAUAAGUUUAAAAUGCAAUAGCAAAUAUUAUUUGGAUAAUUCGCAAUGCUUAGCUUGUGAUACUAGUUGUAAUUCUUGUAUUAAUGGUACAUCGUGUGUAGAUUGCCCUGCUAAUUAAUAUUUGCUUAAGGCCACUUAAUUAUGCAGUUCUACUUGUGAUACAAUUUAUAAAGACACUGAUAAGAUGAGUUGCAUUGACGGCUGCGAAGUAUAUCAAGUAGUGACUGAUGAUCUUAAAUAUUGCAGCAUGAAAUGCCCGAAUGGAUAUAAAUAAUAUUUGUAAACAUGCUUAUCAUCAUGUCCAUAAAAUACUUUUAAUGAAAAUGGUAUUUGUAAAAGUUGCCAUAGUAAAUGUUAUGAAUGUACUGGAAGCUCAAAUAAAGAAUGCACGAAAUGCAAUUUUGGCUAUUACUUCUUAUAGAAUAUCUGCGAAGACUUUUGUGCUGAUGCUAAAAAGUUUGCUAAUUAAAUAGAAAAUGAGUGCACGGACACCUGUUUAGCUCCUGGAGUUUAAUACGGAAUGUAGUGCUUAUAUACAUGUCCAACAAACCAAUUUGAGGAUUCUCUCAAUAAAUGUGUUAUGUAAUGUCCUGAUGGUUAUGUUGCUGUGGAGAAUGUAAUUACAGUAACUUUAAAAUUCACUUCAUAAUCUAAAUCUUUUAACGGUUUUGUUUGUCAACAAUGUGCUACUGGAUGCCUCACAUGUGAUAAUGUUGACUAACCAGGAAUAAGUGAAAAUUGCAUAAAAUGUGUUCCAGGUUAGUUUUUAGUUGGUCGAAACUGCGAUGUUUCUUGUCCAGUCGACUAUCCUUUAGAAGAUUCAUUAAAUUAAAGAUGUUUGACAGCAUGUCCUCCUUAAUUUUAUCAAUACAACAGUACAUGUGUUUUGAAAUGUCCAAAUGGAUCCUAUGCCUACGAACAAAAAUGCUAAGGCACAUGUCCUGAUGGAACUUAUCCAGAAGUAACUAAUAAUGGUUGUUUGUUAUGUGCUAAUGAAUGUAAUAAAUGUAGUGAGGGUGGACCAUCUAAUUGCAUAGAUUGUAAAGGUGGUUAUUAUUUAUAUGAUACAAUUUGUGUUCAAAUUUGUCCAAGCGAUAGAAAAUAUCACAAUACUGUAACAUUCAUAUGUGAAUCUACAUGUCCAAAUUACUACUUAGAUGAUGGUACUACUUUUGAAUGCUACGAUUAAUGUCCAGCCAAUUUUAAUGUAGAUGGAUAAAAAUGCACAUAUUAUUGUUCAUUAGGAAAAUAUUUAGACGUAGACACAUGCAAAGUCUGUGAUCCUAAAUGUUCUCGAUGUGAUGAUGGAACAAAUUAUAAUUGUUCCAAAUGUUCAGCCAAUUACUAUCUAGAUGGAAGAACUUGCUCAUUAACCUGUGACGAAAAUCCAACCUAUUAUAGAAGUGAUUACGGUUAUGUUUGCGUUGAAAAAUGCCCUGGAACUCUUCUUAUGGUUGAUUCACUUAAGAAAUGUGUAGCUGUUUGUCCAAAUACUCAUUUAAAAUAUUAAGACCAUUGUUUAUUACAAUGUCCCAAAGGGUACUACCCUGAUGUCAACUUAAAAUGUUAGAUUUGCCCAUAAGAAUGCAUUGAAUGUUCUUCAGAUACAUCUUGCUCAAAAUGUGCAGCUAAAUAUUUCUAAUAAGGAACAGAAUGUCUAAGAACUUGUAAAAAUAAUUUUUAUCAAAAUCUCGUCAAUUAUCAGUGUGAGGCCACUUGUAGUAAAUUGGUGAAUAAUGAUGGUUUAGGCAAUUUGUAAUGUUUGGAUGAAUGUCCAAAUACUAAAGUUAAACAUUAAGGUCAAUGUAUUUAUGAUUGUCCUGAUGGGUAUUAUAAGAAUGUUGUAGAUAAAAUAUGUUCUAAAUGCUCAUUAGAAUGCAAGACUUGUAAUGGUGGAACAAACGAAGAUUGCAUAGAAUGUCAAACUGGCUUUGAAAGAAAGGAAGACUUUUGUAUCGGUAUUUGUCCAGUCGGAACAUUCUUAAAUUAAGUAUCCUGUGAUUCAUGCGCAUUUAGAUGUAUCUCAUGUCUAGAAUCUAAAUAUAAUUGUAUUCAAUGUAGAGGAGAUCGUCAAAAUGCCCCUUAAUGUUAUUGCUAAACUGGAUAUUAUGAUGACAGAAAGAGUUUGAAUUGCUAAAAGUGCUAACCUCCAUGUGUGACUUGCUAAUCACAAUCGUAUUGCUUAACUUGUUCAUUCAAUCUUGAACCUCCUGAUUGCCUUUGUAAACGUCCACCACCUGUUGUAUCUGAUUAUUGUAUAUCAUGCAAAUUGUCUUUCGCUGAAUCAGUUAGAUUUAGUAGUGAUUUCACUCAAAUUAUCGUAAUUUUUACAUACUCAAUCACUACAAACUCAGAGGAUGCCUACUUCUUUAGCAAAGAGAAUUGUUAACUAUGGUUCAAAAAUACAAAUUUUGGAGAAUCUCCUAUUUGCUAACAGAAUGGAAACAAAUACAUUAUAUAAUUAGGUAAUAACCCUACAAUUAUGCCUAAUGAUGUAAUUGAAUUUAAGGAAAAAGUAUUUAUCGAUAAUAGUCUACAACUAUGUUAAGAUAUAUAUAUUGAAAAGUUUAAUAAUACUCAGUUGGUCUUGUCUACUGCAAUUAUUCCUAAUGUGAUACUCUCAUAUCCAGAAAAUGCAAUAUCCUAUUGUAUGGAUCUUUCCAUUGAAGUUAUCAAGGAAGUAUAUAAUGGAGGCAGAGCAAUGAUCUAUAAUAAAUGGACGACUAAUAGCACAGAGGAGGCAAUCAAUUCUGUAUUAAGUUCGUAUGAUGGAUCUUCAUAUAUCAAAAUACCAGGAGGAACUAUGCUGCCAGACUCAGCUUAUUAUAUCACUGUUAAUUAUUCUAAUUUCUUAGGAUAUAAUAAAACUACAACUUUUAAAGUAAUGACAAAGUCAACUAACCCAUCACUUUUAACUACUUUCGAUGAAACUGCUACAUAUUAUGCUAAUCUUGAGAUAGCAGUCCCCUUUACUAUCUAUUCCUACUCAUGCUCAGGUGGUAAUGUUUAGGAACUAACAGAAAGCUAUCCAGUUUCCUUAUCAAUUAAAUCCAGCACUUCUGGUACAAGUCAGUAUGAUUCUUCUAUUGCGGCAGAUACUGGAGUUGAUACGUCCUUCAAAAUACCUGAAGGUAAGUUAAAAGCCAGUUAAGAAUAUUUAUUAGAUAUUUCUGUUGGAGAUAUAAAACUAAGCAAAAAGUUGAAAAUUGGUAGUAAUUAGCUCUACUCUGAAUUCCUAACAUCAGAUAGAAUAGUUGGAAUCAACCAAUUUAACCUUACAGUCAAUGCUUCAGAUAAUGAUGUUGCUAAAAAUCUAAGCAAAAUUGGUCUCAGUUACACUUGGAAUUGCGUUAAUCUAUUUUACAAUAUUCCUUGUAGAACAACACUUAACAAACCUUUAGUUAUGGGCAAUAAUGAAACCUUAAAUGUUUCUAAUUUACCCUCUGGCUUUGUCUACUAAUUUUCUUGUACAAUAAAAAAAGAAACUCGUUCAGUCACCCUAAAUUAACAGAUCAUAGUUAGCGAUUUGAAUAUGACUGAAUAAAUUUUUAAUACUGAUAUCGGAAAUAAAGACAUUUUAGUUGUCACUGAUAACUUACUUUAUAAUCUAGAUGUCUCAUCCUAUUAUUUAGUUAUUAUUCGAUAUUUCAAAAUAAUAAAGAUUGAAUACAUUGAAAAAUCAGUUCUUCGACUAAAUUUAUAUCUUUAUCUAGGAAAUCUGUAGACAUAGUAAGACAUCAGUGUUAUUGUUGGAGGAACUUUAAAUCGAUAUAAUUUGAGAGUUAAACCAGCUCUAUUCUUGAGCAAAUUAAGUGUUUCACCUACUUCAGGUUAUUCCCUUUCAACAGAGUUUUCAUUAGUUAUCGAUGAUGGAGUAAAAAAUGAAACAGAUUCUACAUAGUACCAAGUUUACAUUUAUAACAAUUUCCAAGAUCUAGAAUGGGAUAUCGGUAAUUUUUCGAAUAACAAUGGAUAUCUAUUAUUAGAUUGGGGAAAAGACAAAACGAUACAAAGUAUUCUCCCUUCGUGUAAAUAUCUUCUAGUUAAAGUAAACAAAGAUGAUUAAUUUGGAAUGAGUUAUGUGGAGGUUACAGUGCAUAAAGCAAAAACUGCAGUUAGUGUAAAAAAUAAUAUUGAAUUUGUUUAUGAUUAUAUAGAUUUCAAUCAAACCAAUCUAGUAUUGGAUUAAAUUGUUAUUAUGGAACUUUAUUUACUAGAAAAUAUCAAAUGCAAUUAUAAUUGUUGGAAUCGGGGAGAAUGCGUUAAUAAAGUAUGUGUUUGUGAUUAGGAUUACUCUACUUUUUCGGAUUGUUCUGGCAUUUUAAAUGAUUAAAAUGUUUGGGAUUAACUUGCCACUAAACUCUACUCAGACUUGUCUUAGGCAGAAUAGUCUUAAGUUGUGAUGAAUUCUCUAUCCCUUCUAUAUUAACUAUCAUAUUUCAAAUCUGUAUUUGAAUUAACAAAAACUGAGUAGUUGUUUUCAUAGAUAGAUACUUUCCUUCAACCUCAAAAUACAGAUACAGGGAUCAUUUCAUAAACCCUGUAAUCUAUUAAUUAUUAAGCAGCCUUUAAAAUUUUAAACUUUUUAUCAUCUCUAAAUAAAUAAUUAUUCACUAAUGAUUCUUAUGUAGGUUAAAUGCAGACAAUUAAUUAAAAAUUAUUUGAUAGUUAUAAUACAUUAAUUUUAUAUACAGGAGAUAUAUUAUUAGAAGGGGAGACACAAAAUUAUACUUCCAGUUCUAUGUCAAUAACGAUAUAAAAAAAAUCUACUCAAAAAAAGAGGCUUUUAGUGACAGAAAAUAAUUAUGUUGAUAGCUAUUUCGAAACAAAUAUUCUUAGACUAUAAAAUAAUUUCCCUUACCCAAAUCAUACUCAAUAACUUUAUUACAAAUCGGAGGGCUAGGUAAGGUAAUAUACUGAGCUAAAAAAAAUAAGACCAAAAUAAAAAGUGUUUGAUUUCAUUUCUGUCGAUACUAAUUUGGUUUGUAUUUUAAGUACAGAUGCUAAAACCUUUGAUGAUACUGGUUGCCAAACUUCAUCAUAAACUCCUCCUAUCACAUGCUCUUGUGAUGCAGGAUACGUAACUUUAGUUGACGAUUACUAGUAUUAUUUUAAACCAUUCUAUUUCGAUCUUAACUUUGUAUUAGAUCGAUUAUACAUACUUUUUGCCUUUGGUGGAUUUUCUCUUCUAAUUUUGAUCUUCUUGAUUAUCGGGCAUAUCAAAGAUUCAAAAGAUAUUGAUACUACUAUUCCAAUUCUUCCAGGAUUCAGCAAAUAGCCUCCUAACAUAAAAAAAGUUUCGGUUUUAAAUAGAGUGAGAAGAGCUCAAAUAAUGCCAAGCGAGGGAGAACCUAAUAGCCCAUCUGAUAGCCCAGAAAAGCCAUAACAGGAAUUGCAAUAAGAAUAGCCAGUUAGAUAGUUUAAUUCUGAAAAUCGAAUUUCGAAUUGCUAUUAGGUAAACAAUUUAUUAGGCGGAAUAUUUUUGUUUAAGAAAAAUUUUGGUCGUAAAUAAAGGUUGCUUAUGUUAAUGAGUAGAGUAAGCAUGAUUACUGGAAUUCUUGGAUUUAUUGUGAAUAUGUAGAUAAUAUAGUUAGAUAAAAUAAUAUUAUUUACAAGUGGAGUAAGUUUGUUGCUUAGAGUAUUUAAUUUAUUAUGUGAAUAUUUAAAUAACAGAGGUUAGAGAAAAAAACAAUGUAUUUACACAUUCUUUAGUUACUUAAUAACAACGCUAUUAUUGUUUGUGGGAUUUUUAAUUUCAACAUUAUCAUACUUUUUAGUUUAUGAUAGACUUGUAAUUUAUUGGGGUAUAGGGCUUGCUUGUACUUUAGUUGCAGAACUUAUUGUGACCGAUUUUAUAUUAUAAUUGGUGUCAUUAUUAAUAGAUUAUAUUAAGUUUAGAAAAUAAAUUGAAGAGGAUGACGAAUAUGAAAAUGAAUACGAACCCAUUCAUUUAGCGAAAAAUCCUGGAGAAAAUGAAGAUGAAAGUAAAUUUGCUUGA
Messenger RNA from Paramecium octaurelia, 7721 nucleotides. NCBI's taxonomy places the organism in Eukaryota, Ciliophora, Oligohymenophorea, Peniculida, Parameciidae. The record is from the annotation of a GenBank genome assembly.